GAAGAAGGCGGCUGGCUCCCUUUGCGCCGGGAAGCCAGUGCCGCGAUUGGGCGACGGUCCCUGAGCCUCCAGUUCCGCGUCGGUUUCAAGGCUCCUCCCUCCUGGUGAAAGACAGACUGCGGGGCGCCUGGAAACCGGUCCGAGGGCGCGCGAGGGAGAGGAGAGCUAGCGAGUUGAGGGAUUGACACAAAUGGUCAGGCGGCGGCGGCGGAGAAGGAGGUGGAGGCGCAGGGGGGAGCCGAGGCCGCUGGGCUGCGGACAGUUGCGCGCUCUUCGGGGCCGCGGCCACUAGCGCGGCGUCGCCAGCCGGGAGCCACCGAGCCGAGGGCCAAGAAGGCGGGACGCGACCCCGGAGCGCCCGAGCCACCGGGGCUCUCCCCGCCGCCCGCGCUUCAUGAAUCGCAAGUUUCCGCGGCGGCGGCGGCUGCGGGACGCGGAGCGGGAGCCGGAGCAGCGGGCCGAGCGCGGCUCGGGCUCGACGGAGGGCACCGGCGCAGAGGAGAUUUCCCCGGCCGCAGGAGGAGCCGCCGCCGGCCGCGCCACCGCCAGCCCCAGCCCAGCGGCGCCAAGAAAAGAGCCGAGAAAGUAUGGCUGAGGAGGAGGCGCUUAAGAAGUCCCGGGCCGCCGGCGGCGGCGCGAGCUGGGAACUUUGUGCCGGGGCGCUCCGGGCCGGGCCGGUGGCGGAGGGGAUCCGGGACGCGGGCAGCCGCCGCCGCCCCCCGGCUGACUCUUGGCGCUUGGCGCGCCGGCUGCUGCUGCUGCUUUGGCUUCUGGAGGCUCCGCUGCUGCUGGGGGUCCGGGCGCAGGCGGCGGGCCAGGGGCCCGGGCCGGGGCAGCAGCCCCCACCGCCGCCGCCUCAGCAGCAGCAGAGCGGGCAGCAGUACAACGGCGAGCGGGGCAUCUCCAUCCCGGACCACGGCUACUGCCAGCCCAUCUCCAUCCCGCUGUGCACGGACAUCGCGUACAACCAGACCAUCAUGCCCAACCUGCUGGGCCACACGAACCAGGAGGAUGCGGGCCUUGAGGUGCACCAGUUCUACCCGCUGGUGAAGGUGCAGUGCUCGGCCGAGCUCAAGUUCUUCCUGUGCUCCAUGUACGCGCCCGUGUGCACCGUGCUGGAGCAGGCUCUGCCGCCCUGCCGCUCCCUAUGCGAGCGCGCGCGCCAGGGCUGCGAGGCGCUCAUGAACAAGUUCGGCUUCCAGUGGCCUGACACGCUCAAGUGCGAGAAGUUCCCGGUGCACGGCGCCGGCGAGCUGUGUGUGGGCCAGAACACGUCGGACAAGGGCACCCCGACGCCCUCGCUGCUGCCGGAGUUCUGGACCAGCAACCCCCAGCACGGCGGCGGGGGGCACCGCGGCGGCGGCUUCCCGGGAGGCGCCGGCGCGUCGGAGCGAGGCAAGUUCUCGUGCCCGCGCGCCCUCAAGGUGCCCUCCUACCUCAACUACCACUUUCUGGGGGAGAAGGACUGCGGCGCUCCCUGUGAGCCGACCAAGGUGUACGGGCUCAUGUACUUUGGACCCGAGGAGCUACGCUUCUCGCGCACCUGGAUCGGCAUCUGGUCAGUGCUGUGCUGCGCCUCCACGCUCUUCACGGUGCUCACGUACUUGGUGGAUAUGCGGCGCUUCAGCUACCCGGAGCGGCCCAUCAUCUUCUUGUCAGGCUGCUACACGGCAGUGGCCGUGGCCUACAUCGCCGGCUUCCUGCUGGAGGACCGCGUGGUGUGUAACGACAAGUUCGCCGAGGAUGGGGCGCGCACAGUGGCACAGGGCACCAAGAAGGAGGGCUGCACCAUCCUCUUCAUGAUGCUCUACUUCUUCAGCAUGGCCAGCUCCAUCUGGUGGGUGAUCCUGUCGCUCACCUGGUUCCUGGCAGCCGGCAUGAAGUGGGGCCACGAAGCCAUCGAGGCUAACUCGCAGUAUUUUCACCUGGCCGCCUGGGCCGUGCCGGCCAUCAAGACCAUCACCAUCCUGGCGCUGGGCCAGGUGGACGGAGACGUGCUGAGUGGGGUGUGCUUCGUGGGGCUCAACAACGUGGACGCGCUGCGUGGCUUCGUGCUGGCGCCGCUCUUCGUGUACCUGUUCAUCGGCACGUCUUUCCUGCUGGCCGGCUUCGUGUCGCUCUUCCGCAUUCGCACCAUCAUGAAGCACGAUGGCACCAAGACCGAGAAGCUGGAGAAGCUCAUGGUGCGCAUCGGCGUCUUCAGCGUGCUUUACACGGUGCCAGCCACUAUCGUCAUCGCCUGCUACUUCUACGAGCAGGCCUUCCGGGACCAGUGGGAGCGCAGCUGGGUGGCCCAGAGCUGCAAGAGCUACGCCAUCCCCUGCCCGCAUCUCCAGGCAGGCGGAGGCGCCCCGCCGCACCCGCCCAUGAGCCCUGACUUCACAGUCUUCAUGAUCAAGUACCUUAUGACGCUGAUCGUGGGCAUCACGUCAGGCUUCUGGAUCUGGUCCGGCAAGACCCUCAACUCCUGGAGGAAGUUCUACACCAGGCUCACCAACAGCAAACAGGGGGAGACCACCGUCUGAGACCUGGGGGCUCAGCCCAUUCCCAGCCCUCGGGCCUGUCCCAGCCAGCCCCAAAAGCUGGUCCCUUGGAAUGCUUGCCAAGCCUGGUUACUCGAGGCUUCCUCGCCAGACACGUUCGCAGGCUCGUUUUAACAACACAGCUCCUGCAAAAGCUUCCGUCCCUGGGGGCAGACGGACUCGAGGGCUCAACUGCUAGAGGGGGACUGGACAGACCUCUCUGCGCUCACACUCUGGUACCAGGACUGUACGCUUUUGUGAUUGUAAAUAGCCUGUGUAAGAUUUUUGUAAGUAUAUUUGUAUUUAAAUGACGGCCGAUCACGCGUUUUUCUCUUACUUUCCUCUUUGUUUCUUUUUUGUUUAAAAUUUAAUUAUUUAGGGCGGUUUAACCAUUUGAGGCUCUUUCUUCUUGCCCUUCUCGGAGUACUGCAGAGAUAAAACCGGAGCGGCGCACCGCCGGGCGCUCCUGCUCGUCCUCGCGCGCCCCUCCCUGCCGCGGGUGGAGUGCAUCUGGGGCUGUACGGCCCGGCUCACUUCCCGCCUCCUCUUUCUGCUCCCUCCCUUCCCUUCCUUGCUUGGGGUCCCGGCUCUUUAGGUACUGAACUCCCCAAAGCUUCCAAAUCCGAAGGUGGGCCCCCACCCAUCCCAAGUCUGCCCUUGUCGGGGCCAGAUGGCGAAGGCUGGUUCCUUUGAUUUCCCGAAGCUGAAUUUUUUCACUAUCCAGAACCUUCCCCCUAGCUUCAAGGAGGCCCACAGAUGUGGGCGCUGGCAGUCCCAGCCUGCCUCCGCACUGGCUUCCAACGCCCAGACACUCCCUCCUUCCGUCUAAGUUGGUUAGAGGGUGAGCGGGAUAACUAAUGCCAAACUUUUUUAAGUCUAAUUUUUGGUGGAUGAGCUCAUUUCAUUCUCUAGUGUCUAAAACCUGGUAUGGGUUUGGCCGGCGUCAUGGAAAGAUGUGGUUACUGAGAUUUGGGAAGCGCCAUGAAGCUUUGUGUGGGUUGGGAGAGACUGAAGAUGGGGGUUAUAAAAUGUUAGUUCUAAUUGCAUACUGAUGCCUGGCAACCUGCCUCUGGACUGAGACAGCCGCGUUUAGAUUUUACCGUUCUGUAAAAUGGAAACGUUGAGAUCACCUGGAAAGCUUUGUUAGGGAGUUGAUCUUUGCUUUCCUUAACAGGACAACAGAACGUAAACUGAGUAUGAAAACUUGAAGGAGAUUUCAGUGUAAUGGACUUCCUCAAAAUGAAGUGCUACUUUCUUAUUUUUAAUCAAAUAAUAAUUAGACAUUUAUCAGAAACUUUAAAAUGUAAAAGUUGUACACUUUCAAUAUAUUAUUAUGAUUGUUAUUCAGCAACACGUUCUGAGGGAGAAACAAUCCACAUCACUAGUAAUAACCUGGUAAGAUUCCAGGAGAUAAAGGAGCUAAAAUAAUUGAUGGGAUUAGCUCCUGAAAUAAACAAAAUAUGGGCAUGCAUGCUAAAGGGAAAAAUGUGUGCAGGUCUAUUGCAUUAAAUCCUGUGUGCUCCUUUUUGGAUUUACAGAAAUGUAUCAAAUGUAAAUCUUUCAAAGCCAUUUAAAAAUAUUCACUUUAGUUCUCUGUGAAAAAGAUGAGAAAAGCAAUCUUCCUGAUUGUAUUGUUUUAAACUUUAAGAGUUUAUCAAAAUGCCGGUACUUAGGACUUAAAUUUAUCCAUGUCUGUCAUACCCUUAAAUGACAAUGGUCUUUGAAUUUGGUAUGCAUUUAUUCUGUUCACUAUCACAAAGUCAUCUAUAUUUAUAGAGGAAUAGAAGUUUAUAUAUAUAUAAUACCAUAUUUUUAAUUUCGCAAAUAAAAAAAUCAAAGUUUUGUACAAAAUUA
Molecule: messenger RNA, 4376 nt
Organism: Ceratotherium simum simum (southern white rhinoceros)
Lineage: Eukaryota; Metazoa; Chordata; Mammalia; Perissodactyla; Rhinocerotidae
Gene: FZD1
Product: frizzled class receptor 1
Biological process (GO): non-canonical Wnt signaling pathway; canonical Wnt signaling pathway
Cellular component (GO): plasma membrane
Molecular function (GO): Wnt receptor activity; Wnt-protein binding
Source: RefSeq, a predicted model, not a curated record